This is a messenger RNA of Acipenser ruthenus (sterlet), 2356 nucleotides long. RefSeq names its product C-X-C motif chemokine 14-like. NCBI's taxonomy places the organism in Eukaryota, Metazoa, Chordata, Actinopteri, Acipenseriformes, Acipenseridae. The transcript has 4 exons. Gene Ontology annotation, biological process: antimicrobial humoral immune response mediated by antimicrobial peptide; cell chemotaxis. Bases 290 to 589 code for a protein of 99 amino acids. Gene Ontology annotation, cellular component: extracellular region. The record is from RefSeq and is a predicted model, not a curated record. Gene Ontology annotation, molecular function: chemokine activity.
UUUUUUUAAAAGCGCAAGACCGCUCUGUAAAGGGAGCACGGCAAAUCAGAGCGCACAGGUUUGCAGCGACAGACUCGACCCAGAGGAAACACAGCGCGGAGUUCAACGCCGCAGCUUCUAGCGCAGGAACUGAACAACGACUCGUAUUAUAGCGUGGCGUUUGAGAAAACAAAACAGUGAGGCUGACAUAUCAAGAAAACACACGUUUGAAAAGGAGCCAGAGGACUACACGACAAAACUAUCAAUAUUAAACACACCAGGAGGGCUUUUCCUGUUCUGAAGUGACGCGAUGCAGCGCUCCACCGUCCUGCUUAUCCUGAUGGUAAUCGCCCUAUACUCCAUCAGUGUGGAAGCCUACAAAUGCAAAUGCACAAGAAAGGGGCCCAAGAUCCGGUACAAGGACGUGCAGAAGCUGGAGAUCAAACCGAAGCACCCCUACUGCCAUGAGAAGAUGAUCUUCGUCACUAUGGAGAACGUGUCCCGCUUCAAGGGCCAGGAGUACUGUCUGCACCCCAGACUGCAGAGCACCAAGAACCUGGUGAAAUGGUACACGAUCUGGAAGGACAAGCACAGGGUUUACGAAUCCUAAAUCGGUACAAGAUGGACCAGCAAACCUCCCCCCCCCCCCCCCCCCAAUUGCCCCUGAAAACAAGACUGUUUUAAAAGCACAAACAAGAAAAUCAGAAACUUCAGACUUUAAUGCAAAUAUUACUUGUGGAAUUGUAGACGAUGGCAGAGCAAUUGUAUUUAUUUUUGUAACUUUCGAUUUCACCCCUGGAGGAUGGCCAGAGUGAGAAUGUAAGGGAGACGGUGUAUGGCAGGUGCUUCCUAGCGGAUUGCUCUAGUGGAGACCGCUCAGCUGUAUCUGUGUUUGCUUUGCAGAUGUGUCUCUGUGGGACAGAUCGUACCACCCUCAGGCUUUGGCUUCAGGGCAAUCGAACCCACCGUCAGUCAAUCGUUUACGAUUCUGGGUUUAAGAGCGUUUUGGGUGUGUUCUAUAAACAUGCCCAGAGAAACAUCUGACCAGUAGCAUGUUCGCACUGCAUGAUUGAGAUGACCCUGUUAAGGCAGGUCCACACCGGAGCCAUCAGUUGCACAACCCAAUUGCUCCCGAAAUUGCGCAGCUCAGUUGCAAGCAAUUGCUGUGUCCGCAUCUGAGCAAUUACUUGUGCAACAAGGUUCCCGCAUCUACAAGUUUCAUUGUUUUAUGGUAACUGAGGUGAGAGGUGUUUUUUUUUUUAUUAUUCCAUCUACAAGGUGAAGUAGUUUGGGUUUUUUAAGGUUUUGACAACUGAAUUGACACGUUUUUGUUGGUUUUUUUGUUCCGCGUCUGUACGUUUAGAAUUGUAUUUAUUUUAUUUAUUUUUUGACAGCUGAGGUGACACUUUUUUUGGUCAGGUCAUAUGUGUCCAGUAUUUUUUUUUAACUGUUAUUUUAAAUGCCAUAUUCCCUAAAGAAAAAACAAAGCCCUGUAAAAGCUGGACGAAACCGUUUCAUUUUACCGCCGAUGUUUUUAAAAUGAGAGCUUCUUUAUGACAGGAUGUGCAAGCCGUGCAGUCAGCAUUAUAAGAACCAAUCAGAGUCUGUGAAUUGCCACGUGAUCGCCUGUGUCUACAGAUGCCGCUCCGGAGGUUGCUUGGAAAGUAGAGCCCGGCUCUACUUCAAGCAACUGGUUGUGCAACUGCUCGCAACUGGUUGCAGGGACGUCCAAAUAUAAACAACGUGGUUGCAUGGACGUCCACAUAUAAACGACGUGGUUGGAUGCGACUAAGUUGCGCAGCUGAUCGCUGAGGUGUGGACCCAGCUUUAGAUAAGUCCUGCUCAGAGUAACACUGUGCUUCGUCCUGGGGAUGGGCAACAGCUGAUUUGCAGACAAUCCCAUUCCAUCAGACACUAUACAGUGUAAUGCUUUACCCACGGAGGUGCGAAACUGGCUUCACUAGAGGGUAUAACAGCAGUUUUGUUUUCAUGGUGUUUAAUUCCACUGCAAAGUAAACGCUCUUUCCUGGAACUUUUACCUUGUUUGUUUUUAACCCUGUUUGAUUUGCUUUGCAUUGGACACUGUUUGUGUCUCAACCUGAAUGUACAGCCUAAUACUGUGCAUUCCACUUUGUUAUAUAUAUGCAUACAUAAAUUGCUUGUAAAUAGAAUGAAUACUAUAUCGAAACAUACAUUUAUUACCUCUUAAGUAAUGCAUUGUAUUGCUAAAUUAUUGUUUUGCUAUUUAAAUUUGACAAUGUUGUUUGUUUGUUUUUGUGCACAGUAUAUAACCUGGCACGUCUUUUUAAAGUGGUCAGGAGUGUAUGUAAUAUAAUCUAAUGGAGCUCCCUGGCAAUAAGAGAGUUUGAACCUUACA